Messenger RNA from Erigeron canadensis, 1578 nucleotides. RefSeq names its product cytochrome P450 71AV8-like. The coding region runs from base 1 to 1578 and encodes 525 amino acids. Gene Ontology annotation, molecular function: oxidoreductase activity, acting on paired donors, with incorporation or reduction of molecular oxygen; monooxygenase activity; iron ion binding. NCBI's taxonomy places the organism in Eukaryota, Viridiplantae, Streptophyta, Magnoliopsida, Asterales, Asteraceae. The transcript is spliced from 3 exons. The record is from RefSeq and is a predicted model, not a curated record.
AUGGAAUUCCAGUAUCCCAUUUCUCUCCCCAUUUUCAUUGCUACUCUUUUCUUCUUCUUCAUCAGUAGUAUCAUUAUCCUCAUUGUUGCUCGGAUCGGAACCUUUGAUCAUAGAAGCAAAAACCAUCCCCCACAGCCAUGGAAACUUCCUAUAGUUGGCAACAUGCACCAUCUUUUAGGAGAACAGCCACACCGAGCUUUUAAAAACUUAGCCGAAAAACUAGGACCAAUUUUUCAGCUACAACUCGGUGAAAUAUCUGCUGUUGUAAUCUCAUCUCCACUUGUUGCCAAAGAAAUUAUGAAAACCCAUGAUCUCUCUUUCGCCGAUAGACCUAAGCUUCUCUGUGCUGAGAUAAUCGGAUACAAUAGCUCAACCUUUGCCUUUUCCCCAUAUGGUAACUAUUGGAGACAAAUGCGUAAGAUAUGCGUUUUGGAGCUUCUAAGUGCGAAGAAAGUUCAGUCGUUUCAAUCUAUUCGUGAACAAGAGUCAUUCAUCCUUGUUGAACAUGUUGCCUUGCAGAGAUUCAAGAGCAUCAACCUUAGUGAGAAUAUUUUCGUGAUGAUAAACACGAUCAUAUCUCGCGUCGCGGUUGGGACCACAUGCAAGGAUCAGGGGACCCUUAUUGCGCUCAUUAAAGAGACUAUAAACUUAGCUAGUGGUUUUGAUGUGGCUGAUCUAUUUCCAUCUAUUAAAUUGGUGCAUCGAAUUAGUGGCAUGAGAAACAAGCUGAUGAAAAUACACGAGAAGAUGGAUAAGAUUUUGGAUAACAUCAUCUCCGACCAUCAAGAACGUCGUGGUGGUGGUGGUGGUGGACUGCAGAUCAACCGUGAGAAUGAAGAUCUCCUUGAUGUUCUAUUGAGGCUUAAAUACGAUGGUGGUCUUGAGUUUCCAAUAACUUAUGACAACAUCAAAGCAGUCAUAUUGGAAAUGAUUAGCGCAGGCACGGAUACAUCUUCAGUGACAAUUGAAUGGGCGAUGUCAGAACUAAUUAAGAAUCCGAGAGUUAUGAUGAAAGCACAAUCCGAAUUGCGUGAGGCACUCAAGGGAAAAACAAAGAUUCAAGAGUCGGAUGUUCAAGUACUAGGCUACCUAAAACUAGUGAUUAAGGAAACCUUAAGGUUGCACCCGCCUGUUCCAUUAUUGUUACCUAGAGAAAAUAGGGAAAAGUGUGAGAUAGGCGGAUACCAGAUCCCAAUCAAAUCCAAAGUUAUAAUCAAUGUAUGGAAAAUAGGACGUGAUCCAGAUAACUGGGUUGAUCCAGAGAGUUUCGUGCCAGAGAGAUUCUUAAGUGAUGAUGAGAGUUCAAUGAACAAGGUGGAAACAGAUUUCGGAUAUCUUCCAUUCGGUGCCGGAAGAAGAAUGUGUCCAGGCAUGUCGUUGGGAUUGGCAAAUGUGGAGCUUCCUCUUGCGAUGCUACUCUACCACUUCAAUUGGGAACUCCCGAAUGAAGCGGCAUUUGAAAGUCUUGAUAUGAGUGAAUCUUUCGGGGCCACUCUUAAACGCAAAAAUGACUUGGUUUUAGUUCCAACUCCUUAUAAAACAAUAGAUUCAAGUUUGUAUUUUUUUUAUUCAUACUGA